AUGCCUGAGACGGCCCACAUCAAACAGGUCCAGGCAAUGGGGUUUGAUGUAUUGGCCAUCAGCUGCUUUUUAGAAGAAUUACAAUCUACAUCUAAAGGGAAAAAGAAACAGAAAGAUAAUCAAUCCAAUAUUCCCUUGCCAGAGAAUAUGAUACUUAAAGAAGACGACCUCAAAGAUGUCAACUGGACAAGAAAAGCGCCUCGGCAGUUGUCCAGAAUCUCCACCAUCAUCAGCGACGCCUCACAGACACACAAACUAGCUCAAGAGGAUAUUCAGAAGUUUGAUUUGGUGGCCGUUCAACCUACUUCAGAGAAAACAUUCCAUCUGGCUUGCAUGACACUUGAUAUUGACAUCAUCAUUAUAGACGUGACACAGAAACUACCAUACUUCAUAAGACGACCUUCAGUGAACACGGCCAUUGAGAGAGGGAUACACUUUGAGAUACAAUACAGCCCCGCUGUUAUGGACUCGAGUUCAAGGGUAGACAUGAUCCACAAUACACAGUCAUUAGUCAGUGUCUGUAAAGGCAAGAAUGUGAUUUUAUCAAGUGGGUGUGAACAGGCUUCUUCCAUCCGUGGACCAUAUGACGUUGCCAACCUAGCCAUGCUGUUUGGAAUGACACAAGCCCAGGGGAAGGCAGCGGUCUGUAGGAACUGUCGGGCGGUACUAUUUCAUGCAGAGUCCAGGCGCGCCUGCAAAUCCACGAUGAGUGCUGUGCAAGUAAAGGGACUACAAACAACACACCAGCCUGUCGUUACCGAGUGCCAACAAAGUCAUUCUGGAGAAAAAUCCACAAAAGCUGAUGAUCAUUCUACCAAAACUGCUUCGAGUGACGCAAAUGUAUUACCAGUUAAUAUGAAAAGAACAAAUGGCCUCGUGGACGAUGGUCCACCUGGGAAAAAACUGAAAACGUGAUUCUACUUUUGCUUUAGAGUAGAAAAGGGAAUUCGAUACAAGAACGAUCAUGUGUCAAUAAAAGUUCUGGUGAA
Mizuhopecten yessoensis (Yesso scallop) is the source of this 989-nucleotide messenger RNA. Its product is annotated as ribonuclease P protein subunit p30-like. NCBI's taxonomy places the organism in Eukaryota, Metazoa, Mollusca, Bivalvia, Pectinida, Pectinidae. Gene Ontology annotation, molecular function: RNA binding. The transcript is spliced from 11 exons. Bases 1 to 915 code for a protein of 304 amino acids. The record is from RefSeq and is a predicted model, not a curated record. Gene Ontology annotation, biological process: tRNA processing. Gene Ontology annotation, cellular component: nucleolar ribonuclease P complex.